AUGGGUUCUAUCUCAAUUCAAAAUUGCAUUGGUUUCUUUUGCAUUUGCUUCCCAAAAUUUGAUCAUUCUGAAUCAUCUCUGAACAAUGGCACUUCAUCAGCUUAUUCUAGUUUUCAACAUUCUCCUCUUUGCUGCUGGGAGCUCAUUGAGGCUAGUAGAAUCAGUACUCACCGUGGUAGAAGGAUGAUGGUAGUAAGGAAUAACAACAACGAGACAGAUCGACUUGCUUUGCUGGAGUUGAAACAAAUAAUUGUUGAUCCUUACGGAGCAUUAAGUUCUUGGAACGAUUCCAUGCAUUUCUGCAAUUGGGUAGGGAUCACAUGUGGCACCGCCCAGCAACAACAACAACAACGGGUUAUCGAGUUGGUUUUAGAUGGGAAGAGCUUGGGAGGUAACAUAUCUCCUUCAAUAGGGAAUCUCACUUUUUUGCAAUACCUCAGCUUUGAAAACAAUAGCUUUCUUGGCAAAAUCCCCCAAGAAAUCGGUAAUCUAAAUCAACUACAGUACAUUUCCUUUUAUAACAAUACUCUCCAAGGAGAACUUCCUACCAGCUUGGCCAACUGCACUCUUUUAAGAGAAAUCGACUUCUCCCGUAACAACCUUGUGGGGAAGAUUCCAGUUGAAUUCACCUCUUUGUCAAAGCUAGACAUAAUUUCCAUUAAUUACAAUGGCUUAACAGGAGAAAUACCAGCUUCUUUUGGGAACAUUUCCACCAUCCGAGUUAUCUCUUUGGCUAGAAAUGGAUUGCAAGGGAGCAUUCCUGAAUCUCUUGGUCAGCUAACAAACUUAUAUUAUCUAUCACUUCCUCUGAACAACCUGUCUGGCACGUUCCCUGUCUCACUAUAUAAUCUCUCAUCUCUUCAAUAUAUUUCUCUACUAGGAAACCAAGUGCAUGGGAGCCUUCCACAGGACAUUGGCCUUACUCUUCCAAAUCUCAAACCACUAGGAAUUUCAACAAACCUUUUCUCAGAGAGGUUUCCAAAUUCCAUCUCCAAUAUUUCAACACUUGAAAUAAUAGAUCUCUCUCAUAACAGUUUUAUUGGACCAAUCCCUAACAACUUAGGCUAUCUUCAAAAUCUUCAAUUAUUCCUUAUGGAAGAAAAUCAAUUUGGAAUAGGGGAAGCUAGUGAUUUAAAUUUUGUAAAUUCUUUGGUCAAUUGUACAAAUCUAAGGACUGUGAACCUAAUACUUAAUGGUUUUCAAUGUCCCCUUCCCAACUUUAAAGCCAAUCUCUCAACACAGCUCUCAAUCCUUCAUUUUGGAUGGAAUCUAAUAUCUGGAACCAUUCCUGCUAGUAUUGAGAAUCUGGUGAACUUAACCUCAUUGGACAUGGAGGUUAAUUUUCUCGAAGGUAAUAUUCCGUCUAGUAUAGGGAAGCUUCCAAAACUUCAAAGACUAUUCUUAAAUAUGAAUAGACUUUCAGGACAGAUACCUUCCUCUACAGGCAAUCUCACUCUUUUGUAUGAACUUCAUUUAGAUUUCAACAAUUUGAAUGCAAGUAUUCCUUCCAGCACUGGAAAUUGUCAACAAUUACAGUUCCUAACCCUUAAAAACAAUAGCCUUCAAGGUCCAAUACCUAAACAACUUUUUCUUAUUUCCUCCUUAUCAAUGUAUCUUGACUUGUCUUAUAAUUCUCUGGUCGGUUCCCUACCAAUAGAAAUUGGUAACUUGAAGAGUCUUUCUACAAUAGAUAUUUCCAAAAACAGAUUGUCUGGAGAAAUCCCCUCCUCCAUUGGUGAUUGUAAUAGUUUGCAACAGCUUUAUAUGUGGGGUAAUUUCUUUGAGGGAACCAUUCCUCAAUCUUUGAGUCUUUUGAAGGGCCUUCAAGAUUUAGAUCUCUCAUACAACAACUUAUCAGGGCAAAUCCUGAUAGAUCUACAAAAUCUUUUAGCAUUGAAGAGUUUAAAUUUAUCAUUCAAUAAUCUUGAGGGGGAGGUACUUGCAAUAGGAAUCUUUGGAAAUGCAAGUGAGAUUUUAGUGAAUGGAAAUGAUAAGCUUUGUGGGGGAAUUGCAAAGUUAUAA
Telopea speciosissima is the source of this 2022-nucleotide messenger RNA. RefSeq names its product LRR receptor-like serine/threonine-protein kinase EFR. The transcript has a single exon. Bases 1 to 2022 code for a protein of 673 amino acids. The record is from RefSeq and is a predicted model, not a curated record. NCBI's taxonomy places the organism in Eukaryota, Viridiplantae, Streptophyta, Magnoliopsida, Proteales, Proteaceae. Gene Ontology annotation, molecular function: protein binding.